Messenger RNA from Megalobrama amblycephala (Wuchang bream), 1641 nucleotides. RefSeq names its product galectin-4-like. The record is from RefSeq and is a predicted model, not a curated record. Bases 775 to 1185 code for a protein of 136 amino acids. The transcript is spliced from 6 exons. NCBI's taxonomy places the organism in Eukaryota, Metazoa, Chordata, Actinopteri, Cypriniformes, Xenocyprididae. Gene Ontology annotation, molecular function: carbohydrate binding.
UGUGCGAAUAUAAAACCAACUUUACCCAAGUGUUUUGCCUGACUUCUUAAUGGUUAUAAGAGACUUUAUUUUGAAUAAAACCUUGAAAAAGAGAUUCUGUGUUUGUGAGUUCUGGGAGUGCCGACAGAACCAACACUCUCAUCUUUGGCCUUGUUCUUCCGUAGUGAUUCGUUAAUUUUUUUUUUUUUAUUAUUAUUAUUAUUAUUUAUUUUUUAUUUUUUUUUAUUUCUAUGUGUUACUCUCCUGCCUCGCCCAGACAAAUUGGGAUGUAACAAUUUCUGGUAGGAACGAGUCAUUUCAAGAUUAAUCAAAAAGUAGUCCGAUUAUAUUACCUAAAAUGUGCAAUGUAAUGGGUUAUGUUACAAACUACAACUUUUAUUGUAUUCAGUAAUGGACUACAAUUUGUAAGUAAUCUACCCAGCAAUGUUUAUAAGUAUUUUUUAUUUUUUUUAUGCAGAGAUUGUUUUAAGACAACAAAAUGCAAAGUCCUGGAAAAGUCACCUCGGAUGUAAAAUUGUAAAAUGCUUUUAAUCUUUCAACACUGAUGCACAAUGCAAAUGAUCCCAUCUGUCGUAGCUUGAAAUUUUGCCUUUGGGUUGCCAAGCUAAAAUUAACCCAUUGUCAAUUUUUAAAUACCUUUUACCUAAAAGCGCCCUGAAGGCUGAACCACUCCCAUCUACUGAGUAUAAACCCAAAACCACCACCUGCAACGCUCAUCCUAAAUCUAGAAUCCACCUGUGCAUCAGCCCAUCAUCCUUCUGAGUGGCCGACAACAUGAGCUUUACGAUCCCGUCAUCGUUACAGUCAAGCUUCAAGACCAACUCCGACUUUAAAAUUCCUUAUGUGGGCCCAAUUUCAGGAGGACUGAGAGAAGACAUGGCCUUGUACUUGCAGGGAGUCCCUACUAAUGCUGACGAGUUUGGAGUAAAGUUCAAGACUUCGUCUGAUGAGUGGCGUGAUAUAUCUUUUGACUUUAAAGACCCCUUAAAGGGACAAGCUUUUGAGAUGUUCACUGUCAUCAAAUCCGAAGGAUAUCAGGUAUACAUAAAUGGCAAGGAGCUUCACACGUUUGAUCACUGUAGGCCGCUGGAAAAAGUGUUAGAAUUAAAAAUCUAUGGAGAUGUUGCCAUGAAUCUUUUUGGAUUCAUAAAUAACUGGAGCACAUCCUCAUCCACCAUACAGUAGGAGAUCUUGCAGCCAGUCCAAAAUUCUGGUAUGUGAACAGGAGCGUUUCUGUGGCUGCGUUCUCAGAGAAUAACGUGAAAAUCAUGCAUGUCUUCAUCCUGAUAUUCACUCCUCAAGCAAAUCAUUGAUUUUAAUCUAACACAUUAUAACCAAUCAAGGUCACUGCUUAUAUUGCAAUGAAAGCAAAUGCAUUUAAUUUUCUUAAACCACACUGCUCUAUGUUGGGAGUUUUGGGUCACAAUACAAACACAUUUUAGAAAAAGCUCUGUCACCAUAUGGAUAUAUAGACACCUGUAAUGCAUUAUAUUAAUUUGAGGGGGUUUUCUUUGAUUCUUAAGCAAACUGAAAUCUAAUGGUAAUCUUAUUUGGAUUUUUUUAUGCAAACUCAAUGACUGUUUUUGGCAAACCAUUCUGAAAGUAAAUCUUGAGAUACAACAAUAAAAGCUUUUCAGUUCA